CUUGCUUUUGCCCCACACCUGUGAUCAGUCUCCAGCGUCAAGGGCUCCCUAAAUGCGCCUGUCCCUGUGGCCCCUGCCGUUCCUCUUACACCUCUGGGCGUCAUCCUGGGUCACCCUCACAGCUUCACCGAGUCCUCCUCAUCUCGUGAAGGUUCUGCUUCUAUCGCGACCAUAGGAUCAAGUUUCUGUCCUUAAUUCCUCACUGCAGGGACUAAAUCUCAACACAGGAAGCCCUGGGCCACACACAUCUCAUCCUGACCAAGUGAAUAGUGGAUUCAGCCUGGCGAUGAACGGGGGAAGCGCCCCCUGACGGUGUGAGAAGGUCUGGGUCCUCUGGGGAAGACCAAGGGGCUUGGACAGGGUGAAAGAGGGGUUUGUUUCCCCUGAACCCCGCUGGCUCAGUCCCCCACCUCCGUCUGAGCCGCUGGUAAGAAAAGCCCAUAGCCUAUUUGCGCGGUAGCCCCAGGCACCUGCCGGCUUUUACGGCCUUCUUCCCCGCACCCCGCCGGGGAAGCCGAGGGCGCGCGUGGUGCAGACUGCGCGGUGCGCACAGUGCGCGCAGCCUGGGGCGGCGCCCGCUCCCCGCAGCCUCGGUUCCCGCACGCACAAGGCCCGCGUGGGGACCCUGCGGCGGGCAGAGGUCGGGGCGCCACUGCGCGCCCGGACCGCCGGGGGGUGCUGCCGUGCCCGCCAGGUCCCCAGGCCGUGCUGCAAGAUGUCCCCGAGCAGCCUGGGUUGGCUGCUGUGCUGCUGCGCGCUGCUGUCGCCGGCCGCGGGCUACGUGCUCAUGAGCUCGGUGUCCUGGGCCGUCCCCAACGAGGUGGAUGAGGAGCUGGACAGCGCGUCCACGGAGGAGGCGCUGCCCGCGCUGCUGGAGGACCCGGCCGGCCUCUGGCAGCGCAGCUUCCCGGCCGCCGCAGCGCACGAGACCGGAGCCCCCCGCGCCCCACCGCGCCCCGCCGCGGCCCCCGGGAUGUUCUCCUACCGCCGCGAGCGCCGUCCCGCGCCCCCGGCCGCCCCCGCGGCCUUCGGCCCCGCGCCGCGCGCCCGCCUCGCCCGCUCGCUGGCUCACGCGAAUUCCUGGGGCUGCGUGGCCGCCGUGGCCGCGCGCGACAAGCUCCAGGGGCUGCCCUUUGGGAGCUGCCUGCUUGUCAGCGAUGGCCCCUUCAACAAUGGCACAGGGACACCUUUCUUCUACGUGACAGCCAGGGACCCCGUGGUGGCCGACCUGAUGAAGAACCCCAUGGCUUCACUGAUGCUGCCGGAGUCGGAAGGAGAGUUUUGCAGAAAAAACAUUGUCGAUCCAGAAGACCCUCGCUGCGCCCGGUUAACGCUCACCGGCCGAAUGAUCAUGGUGACGCCAGAAGAAGUCGAAUUUGCCAAGCAAGCCAUGUUUUCAAGGCACCCGGGGAUGCGGAAGUGGCCGCGGCAGUAUGAGUGGUUCUUUAUGAAGAUGGACAUAGAGCACAUCUGGCUUCAGAAAUGGUAUGGAGCCGUCUCCGAUGUCUCAAGGGAAGAGUAUUUCAAAGCCGUUCCCAGGAAGGCCUGAGCAAGUAAGAAGAAAGUCCUCAGUGUUUGCAGGAAAAUGAAAAUCUUUUAAUGAUGCUGGGGCAGCUCCUGCUGCAGUCUCUUUUUUGAAGGCUCCCUAGCUGCCCCGUCGUCCCUGCAGCAGAAUGAGCGAGAGAGGUGAACAGGGACCUCAUGCUAGACUCAGGUCAUCCGAGGGGUCCUCUGUGGACUCCUGUCCUUCAGAGACUCCAUCUGGCAGCCACCUAUGCUGCGUUUCAAUCCAGACUCACCUAUCCAGAAGUACCUGCGGGCUGUCCAAAUGGCACAUCAAGAAUGCUGUCAUUCCUUUCUUUAAAAAAAAAAGAAAGAAAAAGAAAUCAUGCCUGUCCUGCAGUGUGACUGCUUUGUCUCGUGAGAGCAUUUUCGUUGCUUGCUGUGCUGAAAGCAGGAUAUUGGAUCAAAGCUCACCAGGACCACCACAGAGAAGCUGACUGUGCAUCCCACAGCCACAAGUACUGUGUUUAAAGUGAGGCUAGAGGACUAUGGUGGAUGACUCGCCGUGGUUCUCUGUGGCAGGUGCUUUACUGAGUCACAGUUGCUAGAAUGCAUUGAUCACAUGCAGAGUUUUCCCCACUGCAACACAACAGACAGUGUAAAACCCCCGCAGCACUUCAUGCACAUCUGUGUUCUGCAUAUGCAGGCCACAAGAGGAUGCUGAAGAGAAUGCGGUUGGAAUUUGCACCAAGUUUCCGAGAUCCCCAGCUGCUCAGGUGUCUGAGACCCCCUCUCCCGCAUCCGGAGGGGUGGCAUCCAAAAUAAAAAUUCAUCCUUGCAUGGUGUGCAGAGAUGCAAGAAGGUGGAACCGGGGAAGUAAAGAUGAUUCAGGCGAUUCAGAAAAAGGAAGCGGUCAGUUCUGAGGCUCUGAUCCCUCCCCAGCCCUGGGCCAGGCUCUAACAGACACCACCUCAUUUAGCCCUCCAACCAGUAACGCGCUUGCCAUCCUCACCACUUACAGAUGAGGAGACCGAGGCCCCGAGAGGGCAAGUCAGCAUCCCCUGGUCAGCCCCAUCCAUGGUCUCGCUCUGCAGCUGACUGCACAGUGGAUGGGUGGUGCUGUCAAAGCUUCCGGUCAUAAAGACAGAAGAAUCGCUGAAAUGCACGGAGAGUCACCGAGCCAGAAAAAACAGUAAAGUGAUUGCAGCAGAGGAUGACUGACCACACAGGCACGAUUCAUCACUGUGCAGCAGGAGGGGGUCUGUGAGGUGGGACUCUUACUACAGAUUUUAAAUUUUUGGCAAAUUCUAUUCUGGAGUGCCUGGUGUUUGCAAGAAAAUAGAUUGCACUUGUGUACACACCCAAGGCCUGCGAGUACCUACGUGUGCGUAUCCACGACUUCCCAUAAUAAAUCCACAAAGAAUCGG
Cavia porcellus (domestic guinea pig) is the source of this 2930-nucleotide messenger RNA. It is a transcript of the gene Creg2, whose product is annotated as cellular repressor of E1A stimulated genes 2. The record is from RefSeq and is a predicted model, not a curated record. The coding region runs from base 716 to 1549 and encodes 277 amino acids. The transcript is spliced from 4 exons. Lineage: Eukaryota; Metazoa; Chordata; Mammalia; Rodentia; Caviidae.